AUGCUGCUCCAGGUGGCCUUUGAGGACGUCGCUCUGUAUUUCACCCGGGAGGAGUGGGAGCUCUUAUCCCAGCCAGAGAAGCAGCUGUACCGGGACCAGAUGCUGAGGAAUUACUGGGCCCUCGUUUCCCUGGGCUAUUCAGGUUCCACACCGGACUUAAUCCAACGGCUCGAGUUAGGGGAGGCAGAGCUCUGGAUCAGGGAUGCCGAGGACUCCAGGGAAAACUCAGGACCUGACAGCCCCUCCUCAGUUAGUUUCAAGAAAACAACAAAACCAUUCCCCACUGAGCCUCAGGAGGACCUGAAGAAAGAGUUGCAGGACUUCAGGAAAAUGUUAAGGAAGCGAACUCCACUACCCACACAGAAGAAGGAAGUUGACAUGGAACAGGUCUGGCAGUUGCUGCUGAAUGCCGAUAGGAAGGAUUAUGAGAAAAUCUGUUUAAAGCGUGGGAUUGUUGACUUCCGUGGGAUGCCGAGGAAGCUUCAGCAGAUGAAGAAGGACAGAGAGGACAAGCAACAACAGUAUAUCUACAGUGUCACAAACCUCAAACACAUCAAGGUCAAUAAGGAGGGGAGUGCUACAUUCCAUCUAGAGAUGGACCUGAAAAAUCCUGAGAGCAGAAUUUACCUGUACAAGGUAAGGUGGGAGAUGGAGUGGCUAGAUCAAGCCAUGCUGAGAUUACAGUGGUCACUUAGAUCUGACUCAUAACAUGCCCGAUUCACUGUGCAGCAGCAGAGUG
Malaclemys terrapin pileata is the source of this 739-nucleotide messenger RNA. RefSeq names its product immunoglobulin-like and fibronectin type III domain-containing protein 1. NCBI's taxonomy places the organism in Eukaryota, Metazoa, Chordata, Testudines, Emydidae. The record is from RefSeq and is a predicted model, not a curated record. The coding region runs from base 1 to 708 and encodes 235 amino acids. The transcript is spliced from 7 exons. Gene Ontology annotation, biological process: regulation of DNA-templated transcription.